GGACGUCUCGGGGGACUUACUGUGAUGCGAUUACUACGGUUUCUCUUUUUCUCUGAGCGAAAUCGUGGUCUUCUGGGUUCGGUUUUGCCUGUGAGCGACACCAGCAUUCUUGAUGCUUUCGAAAAUAUUGGCAACUUUGUGUGGGGUCUCGACGUCUACAUUCCGGCUGUGAGCAUCUAUGCUCGCAUCUUGAUGAGCAGCUCUGCAGGAGUGAUGUACGACGAACAUCCAAAUCAGCAGCAGCCACAUAAUCAGUUGUCUCCUACCAUACCUCCUGUUGGCGCGCAACACUAUCACCAGAAUAUCGAUCCUGCGAUGUUGAGCACGAACAAUACUACAGGAGCGGACCCACAUCUUCAUAAACUGCGAAGUGGUGACAUGAUUGCCGCGGCCGCUAACGUGACGCCACUUGGGAAGAGGCGAGGGAGGCCAUUAGAGAUUGACGUUCCGUUAGAUACGACUGCAUAUGGGCCCUUUACAACUACCGCUCGGGCAACAGCAGGAUGCAGUCUCAUGACCCACGGCGGGGGGAUGGUUAAGGGAAGUUUGUUGUAGCUAGAUACUUUUUCAUCAGAAACGAGCGUAUAAUAGCUUCUAUCUACUUAUACAUAGCUUUUUCAAGUAUCUCUAAAUAUUACCAGAAAGAAGUUGUUUGAGUGUCGAGAUCGAGAACGUGAGGAUGUACUUGUUGAAGCCGAGGUCACCUUAGGUGAAUACCUAUUGACUGCUCAUCGCUAAAACGUGCAGCCCCCUGUUGCG
This is a messenger RNA of Amoebophrya sp. A25, 759 nucleotides long. Lineage: Eukaryota; Dinophyceae; Syndiniales; Amoebophryaceae. The record is from the annotation of a GenBank genome assembly.